CACUUGGUGUUCUCUGCUAGGAACAUUGUUGCUGUCCUUGAUAUGCUUCAUCUGUGUUUUGUGAAACUGUUUAUUGAAAUCUUCUGGCUUCUUAUGGCUUGGAAUGCUGGGAGUGUAGGCUGGAGUGGAGAAUACUUGCAUGUCUCCUGAAAGACACUUGCUUUAAACAAAUAGCAUCAUUGUUUGAAGACUGUAGUCAGUGUUGUGGCCACUCUCAGCUUCCUGUUAAAAUAUGUAAAGAUGUGAAUUGGUACUGGUUGGGUUAUCUGAAGCUCCCGUUUGAAGCAAAGGAAAAAGAUGUGCUUUCACCCUUCUGCCUCAAGCUUUCUAGUUGUGUGAACACGACUGGCGUUCUAUUACUGCUUACGAUGAGGUGAUCUGGGAAUAAAGGAUUUCGCUCAAUGAGGACCAAAGCUGUAACUAGCAUUCAUGAUGGGACAAGAAAAAAAACCUGGAAGAAGGGUUCAGAUGCUGAGCAGGAUGCUGCUAUCAAACUAUCCAAAGAGCGAGCCGACAUAGUUGCCAAGUAUGACAGAGGACGGGAAGGUGCACAGAUUGAACCCUGGGAAGACGCAGACUACCUUCUUUACAAAGUCACCGAUAGAUUUGGUUUCCUACAUGAAGAGGAGUUACCUGUCCAUGAUGCAGCAUCAGAGAAGCAAAAGCAGCUUGAAAUUGAAAGAACUACAAAAUGGCUGAAGAUGCUGAAAGGCUGGGAGAAGUACAAGAACACUGAAAAGUUUCAUAGGAGAAUUUAUAAAGGAAUUCCAUUGCAGCUGAGAGGCGAGGUCUGGUCCUUGUUGCUUGACGUCCCUAAAAUGAAAGAAGAAAUGAAAGACUAUUAUAAUACCUUAAAAACCCAAGCAAGAGGGACAUCCCCAGAUAUCAGACAGAUUGAUCUUGAUGUAAAUCGGACAUAUCGGGAUCACAUCAUGUUUAGAGACAGAUAUGGAGUUAAGCAACAAUCUUUAUUCCACGUUUUAGCUGCAUAUUCUGUAUACAACACGGAGGUUGGAUAUUGCCAGGGGAUGAGCCACAUCACAGCUUUACUCCUUAUGUAUAUGAAUGAAGAAGAUGCCUUCUGGGCCCUGGUCAAAUUGCUCUCAGGACCCAGGCAUGCUAUGCAUGGUUUUUUUAUUCCUGGUUUUCCAAAGUUGUUGAGAUUUCAAGAGCAUCAUGACAAAAUAAUGAAGAAAUUUUUAUCUAAGCUUAAACAGCACUUUGACUCCCAGGAGGUCACCACGAGCUUUUACACCAUGAAGUGGUUUUUCCAGUGUUUCCUUGACCGUACUCCCUUUAGGUUAACCCUCAGGAUCUGGGAUAUCUACAUACUUGAAGGAGAACGGGUUCUCACUGCAAUGUCUUACACCAUUUUGAAACUGCACAGAAAACACCUGAUGAAAUUGGAAAUGGAAGAACUGGUAGAAUUCCUUCAGGAGACACUAGCCAAAGAUUUCUUCUUCGAAGAUGACUUUGUAAUAGAUCAGCUUCACAGCUCCAUGGCGGAACUGAAGCGAGCAAAGCUGGACCUGCCAGCAGCAGGUAAAGAUGAUGAAUUUCCAAAAAUGAAGUUGGGGAAAAUUCCACUGGAGCCCCAGGCUGCUGUGCUAGAUCUUACUCAGCUGGCCAAUGGGCAGAGCAGUACAAGUGUAUCUGAUAGUGCUCAGUCCCCGCAUAGGACAGGCCAAAAAACACCUCCUGAAAAAGUCCAAGAAAGCUCACCAAACCACCGAAGAAGACGAAAUUCUCUGGAAAAGAAGCCUUCUUUCAGACACCCUAAAGCUGUAGCAGCAAUGGCCCAAGGUGGGUUGCCAAAGAAGGACAUUGAUAACAACAGAAAAAAGCCUGAAAGUGAAUCGGAAGCCGACUCGAAGCAAAACGACAAUGUAGCCGCCAACCAAAAUUCCAACGCGACUUCAAAUGUAGGAAUUGUCCCCAGGUGGAUUAAACCAUCUGAUAUCAAAAUCAUUGAGAAAACAACAAAACUCACCAAGGAGCUCAAGAGUCGAUCUGCAAACCAUGCCAGUUCAGGAGCUCCCCCCAGUCCUGGAGGUGACACACAGUUGUUCACUGUAAAGCAAAAGAAGAGGGUUUUGGAUGUUGAUGAGGGUAAGCGAGGGUCAAAUGCCUCCCAGUAUGACAAUGUUCCUGUUGCUGAUCUAGAGAACGAACUGUCUCUGGAUGAGUUGCUAGAAAGGGCUGUCCCACAGAGUCCAAGAAACACGGCUUUCUCGAGCAGUUCAAGGAAGUUGAUGGAGAAAGCAUCUAGUCCACCAAAAAUAUCCAACAGUUAUGCCUUCAGCUCUCAGCCAAGAAUACUCAGAUACUCCUCUCAAUCUGAUGGGGCAGAUUUUGGACAUCAUAUCAAACCACCACCACCAUCUUAUAGUAACCCACCCGUUUACCAUGCAAAUUCCCCAAAGCACGUUACCAGCACAGUUCAUUCCGGCUUCAUUGCCACACAGUAUAACCAUGGGAAUCAAACCAACUCCCCCGGUCGACCAUAUGUCACUAAUUUUCCAACAGAGAUGUUUACUGAUAAACCCCAUAUAAAUUAUUCUGUCAACCACCAAAAUCUCGUCGUGACACCUUCUAGUCGAAUAGAGGUUCUCCCAGCUGACACUUAUGCAAGCAAUCCUAAAUCGCCAAUAGGCAUCAGGUUUGUAAUACCUCCAGCGGAUUAUGUGCCAGAAAACAGAAAGAGGUCGGAUCCUGCUUAUAUGUACAGACCGGACGCUUAUCGGCCAUCCUGGAGUCAAGAUGGUAGCCGAAGCUACUUGAGUAACUUGAAGAGAAAUCCGCCUUUUCAAUCAACCCCUGUUAAAGAUCAUAACCUCCCCACAGUUUCUGUGGAUAGCCCUAUAAGAUACAGGACUUCCCCAACCUCAGAAGAACAUGGCUCACCACACUUUCAGCAUCCAGGUCCCCCAGGUCUUACCCGCCACUACAGACACCAGACUGAUGGAUUCUCUAUGCACGAAUCAGUACUGCUGUGAGAAGCAACACAUGACCUAAAGGACAGGAGAAGUACAUGCCAGAAUCACAACGCUUGGGUUGGUAGUUAUCCAAGCUUUAGUAUUCUUUAUACAGGACAAUUCAUUUAACGCAUACACAAAAUAACACUAUUUCACAGCUGCGUUAAAUGUUAACAAAAGCUGACAAGCAUUGAAUAGAGCAGGAAAACGCAGAUUAUUGUAAACAUAGCAAUAGGGUUCUAUGUCCAACGACCAUGGUGGGCCGUUGCUGCAUUUACGUAGCUUGCCUGGGAAAUGACUUGUUGACUAAACCUUGUAAGGCCCACUUUUGUAAGCUGCUUGUUGACUGACACUACAAUCCGUUUGUGUGUUUACUUGUGACGGGAGAAUUGCAGAGUCUGGAAUGGAGGCAUGCAUAUUCUUGGAGAGCAACCACAGAAUACUUGUUUUUAUUCAAUUUUAUUUUUGCUAACUUAAUUUAUAAACCAUCCAUUCACUUGGGAUGUGGAGGUUUCCUGGCAUUCUUACAUACACUGCCUCUGGAACCCAGGAGCAAUGGGUUAUCCAAUGCAAUCUUGAUAUGGGGAUGUCAUUGCCCUGGCUCAGCUGGAAAGGAGAGGUUGGGCAUCCAAAGCAAAGACAUUCUGAUAUGGCCAAUAAAUGGUGCUUACAAAAAUCAGGACUGUCUGAAUUGUAGCGUGUCUCUAGGGUGUCACUUGAGUUUGAGCCCAUCAUCCAUAGUCACAUGUCCAAAGGCAGUUCUGCAGUGAUAGUUUUCACCUCAAGUUGUGUGGGGGGGGGAGGGAGAAAGACAGACAGACUGACAGACAGAAGGGGGGGGGCAGAAGUGCAACCCAGGGGAAUCUGUGUGCGUUCCGCACACAGCAAAGCUAAUAUACGUGACUGUCAAUAUAUCCUCCCGUAAUCAUACAGGAAACUUCUGCAACUGUUCAGAAUGUCUGUGUGACUGCCUCUGGGGUGGCACUAGCCCAUCCACCACUUUUUGGCGCCUUGGAUUUUGCUUUUGCAUCAAGGCAUAGAUGCACAGAGCCAGUGCAUGUGCGCCCAGCCUGCAGAAGUCCUGCGCCUCGGUCUGUCCCAUUUGCGCGGUUUUUGCCCAUAUGGCUUGGGCUAUACAAAUGUAGGUCCCUGUGCCAAUGUGAAAACACCAACAAGUGAGCAGCAGUUGGGUGGGAGGGCAUGCUAUGAGGGAGGCCAGAGCGAUCCCAAUCUUGUCUGGAGCAGGCAUUCUGAACAUUGGCACAGGCUGCCCAUAACCUGUUAAGCAGAUUGCUUUUGAGCACAGCAGCUGCCUAUCGGGCACUGUUGUGGACGCACAAAGGGGCCAACCAAGUACAACCAAGAAGGAAGAAAAGUAUCUCCCGUUAAGCAUAACUUUCCUAGAAGCAAAGUCUCUCAUCUUUAUCCUCAUCUCUGUCGAGGAAGUGUUGACCCCUUGAAAAUACCCUGAGAGUUUCUGCAAUGAUUAUUAAUAUAGGACUUCUGUCCUUCACAAUACAUCCCAAGAAAUGAAGGGACUUUACCGCUCUUGGUUGCACACCAUUGAUGUUGCCUUUUCUUUGUGUCUUGUCCUGGGGCUGCCCUUUUGGAUCAUUGCAUUAAAUGUUGUUUUGAAGACACCACGGACACAAUCCGCUGGGACUGGCUUGAGUCUCAUUAACUCCACUGAGGCUUGCCCAGGGGACAUUUCUGGUGGAACAUACUAAACAUCUCCCCAUAACUUAUGAUCCACCAACUCCAAAGCACCCCUUGGACCACAUAUAGUGACCUGCCGGACACUAACCAACCUCUUCCUCUCUCUUUCUCACAUUUACCCUGUUCUUACAGUCCUAAUCAGACCUCAAAAACAGGAGGCUGCUCAAGCCACUGGAGGACUACAGAGCAUGCCUGGUGGCUUGCAAUUGACUUGGGAGCAGCAGGUGUUCUGCAGGCCUGGGCUUUGCAGCUCAAAUCCCACCCCCACCCGCAGCCCAAAUCUCACAGCAUAGCUGUGGUUCUGGACAGGCAAAGGCAAAAGGAUUGCAGAGCUUUGAUUUGGGGAAUCCAAAAGGUUGCUAGUUCAUAUCCUGGCUGGAUCGUCUUGGGACAAUGUUUGAAUGAUUUGACUUUCUCCCCCUCGGUACCCCUGUCUAUUUGCUGUCUUCCCCUCCUCACAUGUGCUUCCUUGUUUGUUCCCCUGACGUGCUCAAGCAUCUUACUUUUCUUGAGAGCAAUAGAUUUAAGCACUUGAUUGGGCUCGUGCUGCUGUGCCGUCGAGGCCCUUAAGAGGUUAUUGUAGGGAUGAAGUCUAAUGCUGAAGUGCUCCCUCAUUGUUAAUAGGAGGCCAGCAAAUGCAUUGUAACCGAAUGCUUUCUCAUCAGUGCCUGCAACCUUUCUGCGCUUGCUUUUUUCCUCCGAUAUUUUGCAUCUGCUGGCAGGGCAAAGACAGCAGGGAGAGAUCCUAUAAAACAUCCGCAGGAUUUCCUGCGAGGGCGAUGGCCUCUUCAGGUGCUUGGCAAGUUGCCACUGUGGCCACAAGCCAAAGCCCCACAGACUGUCAGUGGCUACAUGUGGCUCUGUGGGAGCCAUGGCUGCCCUCAGGGGGUGGUCUGCGGUGCGUAGAAAGGGAUGAUGGAGCGCCCCUGCUUUCUCAGAGCUCCAUCGGCACAAACCUGGACGCUGUCACUCCUUUAGGAAUGCUCGGUGAUCUGAACCUCACCAGCAUGGAUGUGAAUUCAAGGGGGAGAGGCCUCGACCCAUGUCUGAGGUCUCUGGGAGCCAAAACAGAUAUGAGUCGGGCAACGUGAGGCGGGGUUAGGGGAGAAUUUGCCUUUUCCCUUCCCAGUGGUGUUUACAGCAUUGAUGGGGCAAUUGUGAUUGGAGAAAUCACCUGGGGGAGUAGAGCAAAACACUCUCUGGCAGAGCCACUGCCCCAAUCAUAUUUGGAACCCCCUGCACAGCUGCUGUUUAAGGCCCCCCCCCCGCAGCCCUAGCCACAGGUCUCCCAUGUCACAUCUGACUUGGCUCUAAGCCAAGGUGGCCACCAGGGGUCACAUGUUUCAGUGGGCCAGGCAGCCCCAUCGGCACUUGGCCUUAUGACUGCACUAAUAUGCACAAUGGCAUUAUCACACACUACAGAGCCGAGAGCCCCAGGAAGACCCAACUCUAACCCAGCAAAUGGCAUCACCUUUGGUCCUCCUAAUUCCCCAUUAGCAGACAAAUGCAUGAGCACCAGCGCACGCACACAUACACACCCCAGGAGCAGUUUGCUAUUUGACCUCAGGGCAACGCUGCGGUUUGACCCAUGGCCUAGGACCAAACUCCCUGAGCUGCAAUGCUGUCUGCCCCAGGCUCAACAUCUCCGAUGGAAGAAUGCUUCUCAAACCAAGCACUGGUGGGCUCUGUUGCAAACACAACGGACCUUUGCUCACCAGGCAUCCUUUUUAUCCGUCGUUUGCUUUGCACUGACAGUGACGAUUUUAAGUACAGCAUGGAUAAUGCUUCCCUCUAAAUCUGGCCUGUGGAACUUGUGACCCAUCGAGCCGAUUAGUCCCUGUCCGCUGUGUAGUUUGGCCUGCCAGGGGCUUGCCCCCCCCCCCAUCUUUAGGCAGUCCCAAACCAAGAGGUCUGUCGAGACCCCCGUGGGCCACCCUAGACGGCUGCUGGGAUGAUGCUUUUGGUUUGGUGUAUCAUGAGUUGCACAGAGCUCCUCUACAUAAUGUCCUUCUGUGCCGAAGCUCGCUGCAGGUUGGCGCUGUUAAUGUUUCAUGGUACCGAAGUAUUUUAAAUUUAGUUGGGGGGGGCGGGGCGGGGGAGGAACUGAAGUAACAUUUAGCCAAUGUGACAGAUGUUUUCUGUAUAUAGCAAGUCUGAUGUAAUGUUUAAUUAAGUUGGCAACUGACUUUAAAAAAUCCAUGCGGAAAUGCAGCAAGUAACAGCAGCUGAGUUCUGCACGGGAGAAGAGAAGGUUCUAAACCCAGGGUAAACAAGCUUGGCUUGCCCGCUGCUGUUGGACUACAGCUCCCAUCAUCCUCAGCCUCAAUUUAUUGUGACUGGGAAUGAUGGGAGUUGUAGUUGAGCAACAGCUGGAGCGCCCAGCUUGCCUGCCCCUGUUCUGAACUGACGCACAGUGCUUUUCUUUCCCCUUCAGUUCUGACUGAUGUCCUGCCGCGUAGAAAUGUAUGUAUAUAAUAAUGUAGCAAUGUAAUAAUCCCAAAGUUUUAAACCAUGGCUUUGUGAUUCAUAAUAAAUAUAAUGAAGAUAAAGCUGUACAAUUUUACUGGAUGCUAGCAGCAGAAAGACAGCUGCUCCUAAAAUAUGUAUUGAGACUAGUAAAUACUGUAGAUUUUUAUAUAUAAAAUAUAUACAUGCUAUUUUUCUUAUGUCAUCUUGGACAGAUUUUUUUUUUUAACUGUGUCUUUCCUAUUUUGAUGUGACCUGUAUUUUUUAACAUGUUAAAAAUAAUUAUGAAGCAUAAACUGUCUGGUGUGCCUGUCUUAAACUGUAAAUUUUUAUCGGGUUGUCAGACCAAAUGCCAGAAUUUAACCAUUUUAUCACUGCA
Hemicordylus capensis (graceful crag lizard) is the source of this 7536-nucleotide messenger RNA. It is a transcript of the gene USP6NL, whose product is annotated as USP6 N-terminal like. The record is from RefSeq and is a predicted model, not a curated record. Bases 402 to 2996 code for a protein of 864 amino acids. The transcript is spliced from 14 exons. NCBI's taxonomy places the organism in Eukaryota, Metazoa, Chordata, Lepidosauria, Squamata, Cordylidae.